ACCACUCAGCAAUAUUAUAGUCUGCUAGCUUCAGCUUGGCCUGCGUCAGCGGUAGUGUAGUAACCACGAACACUCGUCUCUUCUUUCAUUCACUUGCUUGCUUGGGUGCCCCUCUUUCGCUCCUAAAUAUUUUUGGGCUAAGGGGAUGGUCUUAUCUUUUCCGGUAUUUUCUUGGAAAUUGUUACUAUCCAAAUUUAGUGUGCUCAUCUAUGGUUCAUCAUCUAAGAACAGAAAGUUGUACAACGACCUACCCAUUCUCACCUUCGGCUAGCAAACCUAUAUGGACGUCGAGAAUGUUGCAGUAUAGACAAAUAAACAAUGUUUGACUGUGAUAAAUAACAUUGUGUAUUGUUUUCCUGCCUCAAACUAGAAAGAAAACACCCUGAUUUGUUUGGUAACUCAAUGUUACCAAGAUACAAUGAUUGGUCAAUAGAUAGACGGGAAGAUUGGAGUAUUAUACACAUCGCGAGUUGAACUCAACCCCAAGCAGACGAUUUGUUUGUUAUCGGGAUUUAUUGGUCGAUUACCGCGUCAACUUGAACUAUCGCCUUGCUGCUCUAGGGCAGCUAGCUCUUCAAACUCCAAUCGCUUACAUUUCACUCACGUGUUCUGCUAUUUCUUGUAAAUUCUGGACUGAGAGAAACUGUGAAAGAUUAUCUUCUAGAAAAAGCAAGAAGGGGCUGUGGUCUUCGGGGUUUCUACAUCUUUACAAUACAUCUUAUUUCGUGCAGAAUAUCCCGGGAUUAGAUUUAGUGCUGUCACACUCUCCAGAUGACUCAAUUAGAGAGCAUGUCUGCGACUCUUCAUAGCUCGACUGCUAUGUCGGGCCAGCAUUUGCCGCCAUCCCAAGGCCAGAACCAGUCUCCACAACAUCAUCACCACCACCAUCAUGUAGCUGCUCAUCACCAGCACAAUCAUCAGCAACCUCAUCAACAGCUUCACCACAAUCAACCGCAGCAACAACCACAGCAACAACAGCAGCAGCAGCCGCAGCAUCAGCAGACGACACAAUCCCACCAGCCAGCGGUACCUGCCGUUCAGCCUGCCGACUCGGUCGGCUUGGAGCAGUGUUCGAGCACCGAUAUCCCGGCCGACUCGCCCACCAGUCAAACAGAUAGCGGUGACAAGGCGCUUAACAAGAAGGGUGGGGCUGGUAUUCGUCGUCAUGAGAAGCCGCCGUAUUCCUACAUCGCUCUCAUCGUGAUGGCGAUUCAGAGCUCGCCGGCAAAACGGUUGACGCUUAGUGAGAUUUAUCAGUUUCUCAUGCAACGAUUCCCAUUUUUCCGCGGUCCAUACCAAGGAUGGAAAAACUCUGUUCGCCACAAUCUAUCACUCAAUGAGUGUUUCAUAAAGCUACCCAAAGGACUUGGACGACCAGGAAAAGGACAUUACUGGACCAUCGAUCCAGCCAGUGAGUUCAUGUUCGAAGAAGGUUCAUUUCGACGUCGACCACGAGGUUUCCGACGAAAAUGCCACGCUCUUCGACCUCCUUAUACGAUGAUGAAUGCGAUGCCUCAUCAUAUGUUAGGGAUGGGAGGUAUGGAUAUGUUUGGACAGAACUCUGGCCCCGUUGCUCCCAGUGGAUUACCAGGCAUGCAAGCUGGUAUGAAUCAUAUGGGUCACAUGAAUGGGAUGGAAGGGAACAUGAACAUGAGUAUGAUAGGCGGUCCGAUGUCGCCACACCUUGCGAACAGCGCACCGAACGCUUGUUCACCAAACGGUGGCUUCAUGACCAGCUGCUCGAUGUCGGGCGGGGAGUACAUCACGGCCAGCAGCGCGGGGACGCCUCCGACUCCGACGGGCCUAUACAUGAACACUGCCACCAUCAGCGGCGGUGGCGGCUUGGGAAUGGAUUCAACGCAGUGCUCUGUCAGCUAUGCCGGAGGUUGGGGGAACACGGCGGCGAAUAGUCGGUACAUCAAACAGCAACCACCCGAAUGCGAAGAUGGUUCUCCUCAUCCCGCUGCUCUCCAAUCUCAUGUAGAUGCUACCAAUUACAUCACAUCAACGGGAUCGCAUCAUCCAGUACCAGAUGGGAUAGAUAUGACUCAAGGUGAGAAGGAAAAUGAAUUUACAAUUUAG
Lytechinus pictus (painted urchin) is the source of this 2082-nucleotide messenger RNA. RefSeq names its product forkhead box protein F1-A-like. The transcript has a single exon. Lineage: Eukaryota; Metazoa; Echinodermata; Echinoidea; Temnopleuroida; Toxopneustidae. Gene Ontology annotation, biological process: regulation of transcription by RNA polymerase II; animal organ morphogenesis. Bases 772 to 2082 code for a protein of 436 amino acids. The record is from RefSeq and is a predicted model, not a curated record. Gene Ontology annotation, cellular component: nucleus. Gene Ontology annotation, molecular function: DNA-binding transcription factor activity, RNA polymerase II-specific; RNA polymerase II cis-regulatory region sequence-specific DNA binding.